This is a messenger RNA of Portunus trituberculatus (swimming crab), 20042 nucleotides long. RefSeq names its product E3 ubiquitin-protein ligase MYCBP2-like (gene hiw). Lineage: Eukaryota; Metazoa; Arthropoda; Malacostraca; Decapoda; Portunidae. Gene Ontology annotation, cellular component: nucleus. Gene Ontology annotation, molecular function: zinc ion binding. The record is from RefSeq and is a predicted model, not a curated record.
ACAGAGAGAGAGAGGAACGAGGCGCCGCGCUGCUAAUAACGCCUUUUUCUCCCUCGUGGCUCUCUCACCAGGCCGAUGGGCACUCGGAGAACAACCCUAGCCAUGAUUAGAGAACAAAUCCAGGUGUGAGGUGCAGGUAGAGAGUGGGGAGCCUGCCCCACCAUACACCAUGACUGCUGAUGACAAGUCUGAUGGCUCUGGCUCCUCUGAGGGUUCAGCGUCCAGCCAGGGAACUAUCGAGAAGAUUUGUGCCAAGGAGAACAAUGUGCGAGCCAGGGUGGGCUUGUACAUGAAGGAUGGGGAGAAGCUGCGAGCUGACUUCCAUGCCCUCUACAGAGCAUUGCCAGACCUCAGAAAAAAGAAAGAUCGCAGAAAACUCAGACGGAAGACAAAAUCCAACAAACAUCACAAGGACAAAAAGAAAAAGGGGGAUGUGGCUGCUGGGAACAAUGCAUGCAACACCCUCAUGCCAGUGCUAGAGCUGCCAGGCAAUCCCUCGUCCUUUGCUGUGUAUGCCCACGUGCGGGGCUUAGUGCUGGAGAACUCUGCCCGUCAGGCCCAAGGGGUGUACCUGGCUACCACACAGCCCCUUCCUUCAGAUUCCGACACUGAUGAUGACCAGGAGCGUGGCAGAGAGUCAUCUGUUCCUAUCCCUAAGAUGGUGGGUCUUGGCCUAGUGAGUGUGUAUGAGCUUAUCCGAGGCUCAGUUUCCGCCUACCCAGCUCUGUGCAUCCGGGCCCUUGAGGCUCUGUUAGACAUCCUGCAGGGGCAGCAGCCUGAUGCCUUGCGUAAUGAGCCUCAGGAAGUCAUAGACACUUUAUUCAACCUGCUGCUGCGGCUGGCCACAGCAAGCAAUGGGGAUGUGCUCACUUGCCCAUCCUCCCCGUUGGUGGGCGUGGCCUGUGCAUGCCUCCUCUCCCUGGUGGUGGCACGAGGAGAGACUGGCAAGUUCCUCAGGGCCACUGCAGACAUCCUCAUGACUUCUCGCCAGCUGGCCAGUCAGAGUAUACAGGUGCCGGUGAUUCUGACGUAUCUGCAGCGCAGUGUUCAUGCCGUGCUGUUGGGGAAGACUUCUCGGCCAGAUUGGCUACUGUGCGGUGUUCCCAAGGCGGCACUCAUUGACAGGUUCACUGUUAAGAUCAUGACGGAUGGUGAGGAGUCCAAGGAAGACAGCACCAUGACCUGCGAUGGACAUUACCUCUUUGUACACAACGCCCAUGGCCUCUUCAAGAUUGGCUCAGGCUUUGGGGGCACCAUGAAGGGCCACGUUUACAUCCAUAGGCCAGACUUCUAUCCCAGGCAAAGAGGCUGGCUGGGAUUUGCUCAUGGUGAUGUUUUCUACCGUCCCGAGGGAAGCAGUGGGGAGUUGGUAGUGAUUGACCGAGAGGUGCUCAAGGUGGCUGAGGUAUACCAGUGCUCAGCUCCUGGCUGGUCCCGUGGCCUCCCCUUCAGUGAUGGCAUCAACAUAGGCCACAUCUCUCCAGACAGAGAGGAUGGUUUUGUGGUGAGGACGUACAACCCACUGGUGAAGCCAAUGCCUCUAGUCAAUGAGCUGAACCUGAGUCUUGCCAUCAGGUGCAUCCAGACACUUGGGGGCUCCGAGCCACCAGCCUCUCUGUCAACAGGCCUCGAUGAAGACAUCCUGACUGUCGCAUCUGGGAAGGAUUUCACCCUUGUCAGGACAGUAGGUGGGAAGAUAUACUUCAGUGGAAAGGCAUCAUCAGUGGGCAUGAAGCAGGGCAGUGGUAGUGCAGCAACAGGCAGCAUUGGCAGUGGAGCAGCAGCAGCAGCAGCAGCAGCAGCAGCAGCAGCAGCAGCAGCAGCAGGAGGAGGAGGGGGAGGAGGUGCCAACAUUGGUGCAGGUCCCAGUGGCAAUGUCCCAGGGACCAGUGGUGGGGUGGGAGUGAGUGGAGGGAAGGGUGGUGGAGCGGCUUUGGCAGGUCCCAGUGGCAGUGGCAGUGGUCCUGGGGCACGGUGGCCUGAGCUGACCAUCACCAAGUCACCACGCAUCAUCCAGCUGUCUGUUGGCCAUGAGGGACAACAUGCUGUGCUGGUGUCUGAUGAAGGUGCUGCCUUCUUUGUGGGUACUGCACGGCGAGGAGAGGAUGGAGACGCUAGCAAGGGGAGGCGGCAACCCAAACCUGUUAAGCCCAAGAAGAUGAUCAAGAUGGAUGGCCAGUUUGUGGUGAGCAGCGGCUGCAACAACGGCACCUCAGCACUGGUCACUCGAGAUGGCGAGCUGUAUAUGUUUGGCAAGGAUACCUCCCACUGUGAUGCCACUACUGGGCUGGUGACAGAUCUGCGGGAUGUGCAUGUGAAUGGCGUGGCACUGGGCAAGGCACACACCCUGGCCCUUACCAACAAGGGUCAUGUAUUCAGCUUUGGCAUCAACAACAAGGGGCAGUGUGGCCGGGACUUCACCCCACAGACCAAGGAAGGAACUGGCAUGUCUAUGUCGGUCGGGCCUGCAGGGGAAGAGGAGCUUGAGGACGAGGAGGGAGCAGAGAGCGAGGAAGGUGGGGAGGGUGGCAUGUGUCCCCCUGGUCGCCACCGCUGGGUCCGAGAGCACUGCCUGGUGUGUACUGUCUGCCAUGAGUGUACUGGAUACGGCGCUGCUUGUGUCUCCAGUGGACGGCCCAACAGGAACUCUGGCCAGCCAUGUGGCUGUGGGUCAGGGGACUCUGGGUGUGCUGUGUGUGGCUGCUGCAGGACGUGUGCUGACGAGGUAGAGGCUGACAAUGACCAGGAUCCCUUUUCACUCAUGCAGGAGCAGCACUCUGGCCUCUUCUGUUUCCAUGAGGGGGCCAACCUUGGAGGGAACAUCUUUGGCCGAGCGUGUGGCCGCCUCCAGGACCAGCUGCAGAGGAGGCUAGAUGAGCGAAGGCACCGGCCUCGCCACAGGCACUCCAGAUAUGCCCCCAUGCCAUUCAGGAAAGGCCACAAUGGUCACACAGGUAACCUGGGCCAAUUUGAAGCCCGGCUGCUUCGCCUGCUGGCUCCGUCCUCUAACCUGGCAAGUGACGACGGGGCUGUGGCCGGCUCCAGUAGUCCUCUCCCCACUCCCGCCAGUCCUGACCCUGCAGCCCUUGCUGCUGCCGCUGCCCUUGAUCCUCUUGCUACCAGUAACAUCCUAGCUGCAGAGGAUGGUCUAGGGAGUGACCAAGAGAGGGAUGCCAGCAAGAUCUCCUCCUUGUCUCCUGCAAGAGUACACCUUCCAGGGACCACAGCUGUAGUGCAAGUUGCUUGUGGACUUCAUCACUCAGUGGUGGUGUGUGCCAAUGGGGAGACGUACACCUGGGGCAGCAACAGCUAUGGACAGCUAGGUGUUGGGGACUUGCUCUCCCGUGGCUCCCCAGCCAUGACCCGCCUGCCCCCCAGCGUGAGGAUUGUCCAGGUGGCUGCCGGCAGCAACCAUACAAUAUUCCUCACUGCCAGUGGUCAGAUCUACAGCUGUGGGGACUUCCAGAAGGGCCAGCUGGGCCGAGUGGCACCUCAGAGUGAUGCAGGGGAGGGUAGUAGCAGAGGACGGUGUCCAUGGUACUCAGUGCCGGGUCUGGUGCCAGGGGUGGGGCCCAGGCUAGGACGCAGGGCCACUUGGGUUGGUGCCUCAGCUGAUGUAACGUACAUCAAGCUGGACCAGUCACUGAUCAACACCCACAACCUGAGUGCCUCAGCAGUGGUGGCCAACAGCAGCUGUCUGGUGCUCCUGCCAGUAGGAGGCAAGAGAGACGAGGAGGAAAGCUGGCGGUGUCUGGUAAUCAGUCGCAGUGAUGGCCAGUGCCGGAGCUUCUCCACCUCAGACCAGAUUUGCUUCUCUGGCCACACUGUGUGUCUAGACCCAGUCUACAAUGUGCUAUGGAGUUAUGACAACCAGUGCCAGGAGGUGCAUUGCUACAACAUCAUUGCAGCAGAGGCCCAGCGCAUGAUUAACGGUGGACCACCAGAUGGGCUCAGGGACCUUCUCUCCCCUGAGCUCUCUCUGCCCAUCCUGCCUGAAUACCAGGUGUCCAGGGCUCAGGUGGCUCUCCACAUGCUGUCCUGCAUUGACACAGUGACUUGGGCACAUGAGUACGGCCUCACGGUGGUGGAGAAUGACCCACAAACAGUGGCCACUGUGCGUGUUUACACCAGGGAAGACUUCACUCCUGUCAACCGCUUUGAAAGUCAUGGUGGUGGCUGGGGCUACUCAGGAUACUCUAUAGAAGCUGUGAGGUUUAUGUGUGAUACUGACGUCCUCAUUGGUGGGUUUGGCCUGUUUGGUGGCCGAGGGGAAUACAUGGGCAAGAUCAAGUUAUUUGAGCUGGGAGCUGAGGGAGGAGAUCAGGAGACAGAUGGGGAGCUGCUGGCGGAGACAGAGGAGAUGCCAUACGAGUGUGGUGUGCGGCAGAAGUUUCCAAUGCUGUUUGAUGACCCAGUACCAGUGCAGGCCAACAAGUGGUAUGUGGCAUGGGCGAGAGUGAGCGGCCCCAGCAGUGACUGUGGCUCCUCUGGCCAGAGCAUGGUCACCACUGAGGAACAGGUAAUUUUUUACUUCAAAUCAUCUAAGAAGUCCAACAAUGGUACAGAUGUCAAUGCAGGACAGAUUCCUCAGCUGCUGUACCGCAUCAACACCCACGAGGGAUCAGCACCACCCAAGCAGUUGCAUGACAGUGUUGAGCCUGUGCCCAUCCUCUCCAAGUCCUUCUACAUGACUGUUCGCAAUGAUGUUUUUCAGUCUCUACUUGACCUUCUUGGCUGGGCGUGGACCACCCUCAGGACCUGUGUUGGGGAGCAUGUUAGUCACGUUACCAGUGGAGGGUCGAGUCCCACAGUGGCCAUGCUGGACCUGCAGCGGCUGGUGUACAUCUGCUGUGCCUGCCUGCGCCUCCUGAGGAUCUACAUCAAUGAAGUCUACCCAAAUUCAGUUCGGACAAUUCGCAACAAUGGGGAGAAGGGCUGCCUGGCUGAGAGUGUGGCUGAUGUGAGGGGACUCCUGCGACAAAUGCUCUCCGACCCCAUUCCAUCACUCUAUUCCAGGAAGGGCAAGAUGCGUAAUGGUAAAGACUUUGGGCCACUAAGCAGGAUGGUGGUGGUGGUACUGGAUGAGUGCCAUAAGACCUUCGUGUCAUGUUUCCACGCCUUCUACCCCACUGGCCAGCUCAAGUGGUCAUGUCUGUGUGACCUACUGCUCUCUCGCGACAUCAUUACUAAGGAGGAAACGAGGGACAAUGACCGGCUGUUGAGUGCUGUGCUGGCCUCACUAUGCUCCCCAACUGUCAAGCUACGUGCCACCUGUCCCAUCCUGACUGACCCAGACGCUGAGGUGACCCACCGGCCAUCCCCGGCAGACAAUGCUGCGCUGUCCACCCUGCAGCCUGGUGACCUGUACCGCUAUCCCCUGCUGGUGGAGCACAUGACCUAUAAGAUACAUCACACAGAGAAUGGUGCAGGAGUAGUGUGGACAUUCCGUGAAGUGCUGGACCGGCUGCUGGGUGUGGUGUGUGGCAGCGUACGUCAGGCACUACGUGGGGAACGGGUCGUCCCCCUGCCAGGCCUUGUCCAUAACACCUGCCUCCUCCUGGCUGCCACGGUGGCCGAGCUCUCUGCCGAGACCAAUGCUGCCGAGGAUGAGCUGCCUGCAGGGGGCCGAGUGCUGCACAUCACCCCACCCCGGUUCACUCGCACCUCCCAGAGUCGUACCUGGAACACAGGCAAUGGCUCACCAGAUGCCAUAUGCUUCUCAGUGGACCGACCAGGAAUAGUGGUAGCUGGUGUGUGUGUGUUUGGUGGUGUAGGCACCUAUGACUAUGAAGUGGAGAUCUUGGAUGAGAGUGGUGGUGGUGGCGGGGGUGGUGGUGGUAGUGGUGGUGGUGGUGGUGGGCAGGACCCCUCACACACUUUGGAACGCUGGAAUGUUAUUGAGAUGGCACGUGGAACCUUUGGGCCAGAUGAUUCUAUAGCUGAUAUAGUGGAGAUCAAGUUUGAGCGCCCCGUGACCAUUAAGGAAGGAGUGAAGUACGCCAUCCGCCUGUGCAACCAUGGCGGCCGCACCAGCAACGGGGACGGUGGGGUGCCCUCCGUCAAGGGUCCUGAUGGCACCACUUUCACCUUCUCUGCCUGCAGCCUCUCAGUCAAUGGCACCAACCACAUCCGGGGCCAGAUACCUCACAUCAUGUAUUACAGCAUGCCCCAGGACCCUGAGAGCCAGCGCAGCACCAGGGAAAUUGCAGAACAGCAGGCACGAAAGUCAGCCCUCACCAUGGCCGGCAGCAUUGUGCGGGUGGCCACGGAGCUCAUGAUCAUGGGCCUUGGGGUGGGGGAUGAGUCUGCCAUUGAGGUCCUGGGCACGGCUCCUCUCAUCACUAUGCUGCUUCCUCUUGUGCUUUCACACAUUGGCCCCGUUGCUACCUCAGAUCCCAGGAGUGCUGUGUCAGUGUUAGGUCUGAUCCAGGAGAUCCUCCCACAUGUGGCUGCUCUCAACAACCUCAGUCUAGUCACCCAGCAGACAGCCAUCCCGGAGACCAUGGAGGACUGCCACACCACCACCAGCCACCAUUACGCCUGGGUGGAGAGUGAUCACCCAUACCGCCCUGCUGCUGUUGCCAAUUUUAGAGUGACCUUCCCAUCCAGUGUUCAGUGGAUGACCCUUGAGUUUGACCCUCAAUGUGGCACAGCCCAGCCAGAGGACUCAUUGCAGAUCUACAUCCCAAGCCUGAGCAUGAAAGAAAUGAGUGGUCUGAUGCCUGGAGGAGCAGGAGGAUCCCCAGAAGGACAAGAGCGCACUGCCCAGAUAUCCCAGGGGCAGGAGGGAGCCCCACCCCCCUACUGGGCUGUGCUCAACAAAUUUUCUGGCACACAGAACUGGCCACACCAGACCAUUGUCCUGCCAGGGCAUGAGGUUGUAUUUUCACUGGAGACAGCAUCAGACUAUGUGAAGGACGAACGGGCUAACACAUAUGGGUUCCGAGUGUUGCUGGUGGGGUAUGAGUGGCCACCAUCCCCUGCAGACUCUAUCCGCCACUUGGAGAAGGAACUGUCGUACCUUGGUGGCCUCUGUGCUGCCUCCCUCAUCAAGAAGGACCUCUGUCUUCCUCCCAUAACAGGUGAUGAUCUAGAUGAUGACCUUGAUCUGGUGGAAGAGUUGGCCCUGCAGGUGUAUCGGGCUCACCCCACACUGCUCUCCCGGGGGUUCGCUCUUUCACAUCCACCAACCAUACACCAGACGCUGGAUGGGGUCAUUCCCUUCAGCUGUCACUCAAAUGAGCGACUGUUCCUACGUGAUUUUGUGUCCUGUGCGGGCGGCACCAGCGGUGGCCGGCUGGCUCGGUGGCUUCAGCCGGACUCCUACAUCGAUGUGCGGGCGUGUGAAGUGCUGUACAGCCGGGACGACAUGCGUGCCGGCUGGCCUGCCAUUGUCACCAUCAUCACCAGGGACCAAUACAAUGAGAUGGUGUACGUCCCUUCACUCAAGGUUGAGGUGGUUGCCGUGCCAGUGACCACGGGGGAGGAGGGCAACCAGGGCAAACCAAGGAGAGUCAGCCAGCACGUGCCUGACAACAUGACCUUUGGGGGACACCCGCAGCCCUCCCUGGAUGUGCCCUACCAGGUCUCCAUCAAGGACAAGAUGUGCUAUUGUGCCAUCACCAUGAUCAAGGCAUACGAGAACUACUCCUUUGAAGAGCUGCGCUACAUGUCCCCUGCAAUGCGGAGGCCCACAGAGAACAUGCUUGUGCGCAGCAACAAUGAUGGAACCUAUUCCUGCAACUGGACCCCUGGCGCCACAGGCUGGUACUCCCUGCACGUCACCAUCGACGGGUACCAGCUGGAGGAGACAUACAAGAUGGAGGUGAAAGAGCCACCCCAGGGAGUGACGCCGCCUGUCCAGAGCACUGUGCGCCGCUCCUCUCAGCAGCCAUCUCGCCUGCGCAAGUUUGUCUUACAGAAUAGCGCUGGCCUGCGCAUCCGCACCCACCCAUCCCUACAGAGUGAGCAGAUCGGCACUGUACAUGUCAAUGGCACCAUUGCCUUUGUGGAUGAGGUGCAUAACAGUGAUGGCGUGUGGCUGCGUCUCAGCCCGGAGAGCAUGCGACAAUACUGCAUUGCAGCACACUCAGAGGCAUGGUGUCUGCAGUACAACCAGCAUUUGGGCAAGACUCUCCUGGUCCCCCUCGACCACCCCAAGACCAUCCUCGACCAGGUGAUCACAGACACCAUCACUCGGCGCCGCAGUGGCAACACACGCCGGGAGACAGCCAUGCCUGGGGCAGAAGGGGCAGAGGGGGCCAGUGGUGGGGCAGGCAUGUACACGGUGGUGAAAUGUGGAGCCUCAGGGCACAACAUCCGCAGCCAGCCCAGCCUCAAGGCACCACCUGUGGGAAUGCUGGUGCUGGGAAAUAUCAUUACUGCAGACUCUGAUAUUAAGAACAUUGAUGGCACUUGGGUUCGGCUGGACUCUGAGAGUACCCGAAAGUAUUGCUUCACUGACGGAGAGGCAUGGUCCCUGGCUGUGUCCCGCGGCCACACCCUCUACCUGCAGCGCUCACACUCCCACAGCCAUCCCUACAUGUCUACUUCAUCAGAUCAAAACAGCUUCAGUGGUCACCAGGGAUUUGAUUUCACACAAGCUCAGACCAGUCCAGUGUUCCGCCCCUUCCAGCAACCUGCAGGUGGAGGCGACCCAUUUGUGUUUGGUGCCAUAACUCGUGGCCAGGGUGACGGCAGCAGCAGCACAGGAGGCCAGGUUGUGGGCAGAGGUGGAGACAACCCUUACAAGGUCCCACAGCAUCAGAUGGUCGACACAAACACCAUGACAAACGAACAAGAUGCCGCUGGAACCAUCGCAACCGCCACCAAUACCACCACCUUGCCCAUUCCUACCACUGCCACUACCACCACCACCAUCACCACUACCACUGGCACCAAGCAGCAGCAGCAUCGUGGGAAAUUCUCUGUUUUGCAUCGGUGGCUCAAGGAGGAACAGCACAAGGGUGCACCAUCUUCACUACUCACUCCGCAUGGCCAACAGCAUCAGCAGCAGCAGCAGCAGCAGCAGCAGCAGCAGCAGCAGCAGCAGCAGCAGCAGCAGCAGCAGCAGAACCAGCACCAGCACCAGCACCAACAGAUGGGUCAGCAGCAACAGCAACAGCCAGUGGGACAGCAGCACUCUUACCAGCAGCAACAGCAGCAGCAGGGGGUUCAGCAAGGGACCCAGUCACAACCACUACAAAUUGGUGAGAGAAAACAUGACAAGAAGGCACAGCAGACACAACAGCUUACUGUCAGUGGUGUGGCUCAGUGUAGCCUGUCACGGGACGUGCCCCCGGAGUUGCAGGGUGUGUCAGUCAAGGAUCUAGUCAAGGCCAUAGGGGAGUCUCGAGCCAACGGUAAUGGAGCCACUCCACCCCGUACACCCCCGGCCACACCCAAGCGGUUGUCUCGCUCCUCUAGUCCCCGGGCGGUGGGUGUUGGGGCAUCAGGCAGCAGCACCAUCAUCUCUGGGUCUGGGACAUCUCCAAGGCAAAUCUCCCGUUCCUCCAGUCCUGUCCCCAUACCUGGUCGAGGGAGGGAGAGUGCCAGUAGCUCUCCACUCCAUAGUUCACCACGAGCCACAGGGGUGUCACCGCUGGUGUCAGGGAUGGGUGCCUUGGGGGAGAGAGCAGCCAGUAGUCCACCCUCUGCAAUACGCAGCGCUAAUGACUCCCUCAGUGACACUAGUGUCUUCGUGUCUAGCCUUGCCCAGGACAUGUCCCAUUCACCCAGCAUCUCCUCCCUGCCGACCUCCACUCCCAGCACUCCUAGAAGGGAGCCAUUCAGCAGUACAUCCAAGACAGUGACGCAGACAGCCACACAGACCAGUCCUGAAGGAGUCAAAUUCAACAUCGGCUCCACUGGUUCCAGGGACGAGAAUCUGCGCCUGUCACCCAAGAUGACCCGUAAGGACCGCUCAGGGAAGCCUCACCGUGGCAAGCGAGAGCAUGUAGUGUCCCCAGCAUCAGCACAACGAGAGAAGCCAGGUUCCAGCCGGGACAAGGUAAAGGAGGCCAUGAGUCCCUCUGUGGCUGAGUGUCUGCGUGCCAUCUUUGCUGCCUUCCUGUGGCAUGAGGGCAUUGUUCAUGACGCCAUGGCUUGUGCUUCAUAUAUCAAGUUCCAUCCAGACCUGACCAAACAAGGCACCUUCCACUGGAAGUCCCCUUCCAGCACUGCCAAGUCUGAAAAGCUGACUAAAGAACAGAAGGCACGACAGCGGCACUCGGUGGAAGUUAGCACCUACAGCUAUCUAAACAACGUCACCCUGCAAAACACAGAUGACUUACUGAAACCUGGCACCAAUGCCAACAUCAAUGAGGUAACCCACCUCACCGAGAGUGGUGGGGAGGAUGCAGCUGGCCGAGCCUCCACCAGCUACACCCAGGGUCCCCAUGGCCAGAAGCUGGCCACAGUGAUGGAGGGUGGUCCUGGCACUGAUCCCCCAGAUCUGCCACCUGUGCUGCGUCAUGUGGUGUUGCUAUGGGAGGAGCUCACCACCAGCUGUCUCAAGGCUGUGGCUCAGCAGAUCAUCCUGCCAUCACCCACCAUCCCUGCCCGCCUCAAGAAGGCUGACAAGCUGAAGGACAAGAGUGACCGAGAGAAGAAGAAGCACAAGAAAAAAUCUUCCUCCAGCAGCAGCAUACCCAUGUUUGGUGCCGAGGCAGCAGCAGCAGCAGUGGCUGGAGAGGAGGAGGAUGGCGUGUGUGAGCUGUGUGGUUGUAAUGUUCCUUCAGAGAAUUCUGAACAGCAUUUUCGGACGGUGCACCCAGGAUGUGGUGCCUCCUCCAAGGGGUGUGGCUAUGUAGGCACACGCUGGAAAGUGUUUCCCACCAAGGACCGAGUGUCCCAACCGUGUGGCGAGGUAGUGCGCGGCUGCUUUCAUAUGUGCUGGAGCUGCCGCAACAGACACAAGGGGCAAUUUAGUCAGUUUGCUGGCAAUAAAUCUAGCAAUGGGAAGGGAAAGAGAAAGUCCAACAGCAAGCUUCUUUCACCUCUGCCUCAGCUGGAUGCACAUGUAAUAAUGAGGAACAAUGCCAUGUUUUUGUUAGACUUAGCAAGUGCAGCUUCCCCAGCACUGCUGUCCCGCACCAACCUGAUGAGACGGUCGCCCUGUGUCAUGCCUUGUGUCUCAGAGCUCAGCCCCGACAACAGCCCCUUCCCCAAGGUUGCAUUCCAGUGCCUGCACACCCUCAACUGUCAGCAGCAGCAUCUCAACCAGCUGCGAGAGGACCUGCUGCUGCACCACACCUUCCACACCGGUGACAACGCAGACUACAGGAGCAGCUCCGGGGAGUCUCGGGACAACAACCACAGGGAGCACUCUCCAUUCUCUCCCCCAGAAGCCUCACACCAGGAGUCACCAGCGUCAGACAGCGAGGUGCCCCGUGGCCGGCCCUUCCAUCGCUCCAUAUCAGUUAAUGUGGGCACCUCUGGUCAGGAUUGGACUUCUGCUGCCGCCUCAGCCUCUGCCUCCCACCAUGAGCAGGACCAGAAGGCUGUUGUUGUGUUGAGGAAACGGAACAACAGUAGUGGUGAGAAUGCAGCAGAUGGAGGAAGCUCACUAUUGGUACAUCCCUCUGCUGCCCUUGAGCGACUGGCCACCUCCAUUGAGCGUGGGGGUGGCCCUGGUGGUGAUCCAGGAGGGAGAGCACGCCAGGUCAUCAUCCGACCCAUCAUGGCCUUCAUCUUCCAGAACCAUGACCUGGAGACGCUGGCCUUUGCAAUGAGACAUGCAACCCGCAAGGCAGCAGCGCGUGUGUAUGCAAUGCAGGCACUGAACUGGCUGCUGCGAAGUGUGACCCAGCCUACCUGUCUGCAUGACCUGCUGUGGUGCUUUGUGGCAGCAGAGAAUGGAAUGCAGCAUAGGAGGAAUCAACAGGACCAGCAACAUGUUCACCAUCAGAGAGAGAAGGCACAUGAUCUGCAGCAGGAGGGAGAGAUGGUGGUGUUGGAACACCCAUUGAGUGACGUCACACUGGCAGGCGAUGCUGUCCACCCCCUGCCCCAGAUCUUCCACCAGCUGCUACAGACAGUGGCUGACCUCAUGAUGUUGCUGCCUCCUGGAUCACCCCUCCAGAUGAUGGCUGUCAGGUGCUGGGGUCUGCGCUUCACUCCCUCUGACCACGACUUCUUACACCAGAGUCACGUCUUCUCUAACAUCUCCAAGAUUCUGUCCCGGUCUGAGGAGGUGUUGGGAGCUGGGGAGGAAGGGGUGGCCUCCAUGUAUGAGAGUCAUGGCCCGCAGACACCCUCCCAUCCCCCCUGCCCUGACCGCCUCCGCUGGUCCGCCGCGCAGGUGACCAGCACAGUGGAGAGCCUGCGGGACCUGAUGAGCGAAUGUGAGGUGCGGGCAUCCAGCAGGCAGGCCAUGGUGCCCUCCCUCACAGACUCCUCCACUGAGACCUUCUGGGAGUCAGGCGAUGAGGACCGCAACAAGACCAAGACACUCACCAUCACCUGCCCUGCCUCCGUCCAUCCCCAGACCAUCUACAUCCACAUUGACAACUGCAGGGACCUUGGGAACAAGGUGUCCAGUGUGGUGUUUAAGUGUGGGAGUGGUGGAGAGGACAUGGGUAUUGCCAGAAAGGUGGAUCUGGAGAGCAGGUUUACUGGCUGGCUGCACACUGUCUUACUGGGCGAGGCUGUCACCAACAUGGUGGUGGAGCUGCGUGGGCCAGACCAAAGUGUGCGAGUGCGACAGGUGCGAGUGUUGGGCAGCGGCGAGGGUGAGGGAGGCGGAGUGAGACCCCUGCGCCAGCACUCUCCACUCACCAUCCAGCAUCGCGCCUGUGAGCAGGAAACUCUCAAAGUGUUCCGCCUCAUUACUGGACAGGUGUUUGGGCGCCUCAUCAGAACAGCAGAGGGAGCCUGCCAGGGAGUGGAGGGUCGGGAGGUGUGUGCAGGACCCAUGGCAGCAGCAGAACAUCAGGAGCGCAACAAUGACUUGAGGGAACAUAUGGUUGGCAUCCUCUUCUCAAGGUCAAAGCUCACACAUCUACAAAAGCAGGUGUGCUCCCAUAUUGUGCAGGCUAUCCGGAAGGAGACGGUGCGUGCACGGGAGGAAUGGGAGUCGAGCUUGAGCUGUGAGACGUUAGGCACACCAGGCACCCCUGAGGAAGGCCAGCACAGUGCCCCAGACACUUACUGCUUUGAGAUGCUGUCCAUGGUACUGGCCCUGAGUGGUUCGGCUGUGGGACGUGCUCAUCUGGCACAGCAGGACCACCUUCUCCGCCACCUACUGUCCCUCCUGCACACUGGCUCAGCAAGAGUGCAGCGGCAGGUUGUGGCACUCUUCCGACGCAUGUUAGCAGAUGUGCCACCUCAGUCACUGGCAUUGAUUCUUGGGGUUGAAGUGUUGCCAGCUCAUGACUAUGCCAGCCUCCACACAGCAUCUCAGGACCAGGACACAGCCUUUGAUCCACAAAAGCAGGGAAUUCUUGAUGUAUUCCUGGCUGUGAUUGCCAAGGCUCUGACAGUGCAGCUCAAGACCAAGGGCAGUGAUGGGGGGAAGAUAACAGUGGCACAGGGCAAGGGUGGUGUGACCUCAGUGACCCUGGCCACUGCCAUGCCCACCCCUGCUGCCAACUCACCACGCUGGUGGUUGAGAGGACACACCACACAGAAGCAGGCUGAUCUCAUCAUUAAUCUCAUAAGGGACAUGUCCAUGGGCAAACUCUCUGAUACCUGGGCCAAGGUCAGCAAGGCAGCCAUUGCAGAAAACAUCAUUAACUUGACCCAACUGCAUGAGAGUGACAGGUCUUGUGCUGCAACAUGCCUGGCCACACCGACCCUAUGGCUGGCACUGGCCUCACUGUGUGUGUUGCACCCUGACCACGUGGACGCCCUCUCCUCACAACACUGGCAGGCCACUACCUCCUCAGGGGACCCCCACAACCCUGAGCCCCGGCCAACCUGUGAGAACCACGAUGAUGGGGAGACACUGGCCAUGAUCCUGUGUGAGGAGUGUAGUAGCAACCUGUGUGGCGAGUGUGACCGCAUCCUUCACCUACACCGCCGCACCAGACACCACCACCGCACUGUCUUCCGCCAGGAGCAGGAGGCCAUCAAGGUGGACCUUCAUGAGGGGUGUGGUCGCACCAAACUGUUCUGGCUGCUAGCCCUGGCUGAUUCCACCACCCUGAAGGCCAUGCUGGAACUGAGAGGAGAGAGCCAGCGCACUAGAGGCUCUGUAGCAGCCACCACUUGUAGGUUCUGUGGUGCACCAGCCCAACCCUCACUCCUGUCACCUGCACCUGUAUGUCAGGAUCCAGACUGCCAAGAGUACAGUCGAGAGGCAUGUGUGAGAACCCAUGACUGUGGCCACUUAUGUGGAGGCCUGAAGGGAGAAAAUACCUGCCUGCCCUGCCUGCAUGGCUGCUCCAACAACCCAUCUCUCAAGCAGGAUGCAGAUGACAUGUGUAUGAUCUGCUUCUCAGAGGCACUCUCUGCUGCCCCGGCCAUUCAGCUGGAGUGUGGCCAUGUUUUUCAUGCCCACUGUUGUCGCAAUGUACUCACCAGACGCUGGCCAGGACCUCGCAUCACCUUCACCUUCUCCUUAUGUCCCAUAUGCAAGGUUGCCAUGAGUCAUGACGUGUUAGGGGAGCUGCUUAGUCCAAUUCUAGCCCUGUAUGAGGAUGUGCGGCGGAAGGCCCUCAUGCGGCUAGAGUAUGAGGGUUUGCACCGUGCUGAGGCAAUAUCCACCCCUGGUGCACGCUACCACAACAACCCAGCAGCCUUCGCCAUGGAUCGCUAUGCAUACUACGUUUGCUUCAAGUGCAAUAAGGCAUACUAUGGUGGAGAGGCACGGUGUGAUGCAGAGGCAGGGCUGGGAGAUGAGUAUGACCCAAGGGAGCUGGUAUGUGGUGCUUGCUCUGAUGUUUCACGUGCCCAGAUGUGCCCCAAACACGGCACUGAUUUCCUGGAGUAUAAAUGUCGCUACUGUUGUUCCGUUGCUGUCUUCUUCUGCUUCGGCACCACUCACUUCUGCAACGCUUGCCAUGAUGACUUCCAGCGAGUCACCAACAUACCCAAGACAGAGUUGCCCCGCUGCCCAGCUGGUCCUCGUGCUCAGCAGCUAGAGGGGGAGGAGUGCCCACUGCAUGUCCAGCAUCCACCCACAGGGGAGGAGUUUGCCCUCGGAUGUGGAGUUUGCCGCAAUGCCCACACCUUCUGAAGGACUCGCCUGUUCUUGUGGAGUGUCAGCCUAUACAGCGCCACAAGUCCUCCCUCAGCACCACCACUUGCUGUUCCUCUCAUCCAGAUACAACCUAGACAAAUGCACCAUAGGAAUGCAUACAGGCCAGGCACGGCUGUCAGAUGCACUCCUUUGUUGGCAGCAAAGUGAGGAGUAUGUAGAAUGAUGGAAAUGGAGGCUGACCCUUUCUACUUCUGUCAGUCUUGCACCACUACACUGCAACAUGGUGGCAAUGCUGAACCCUUGUAGUCUUUGAGUUUGCCAUUUCUCAGGAAUGAAUGAAAUAUAGAUUAUAAAAAUACAGGUGCUGUUUGCUGUGUGCAAGCAUAUCUGUGUGUGUGUGUGUGUGUGUGUGUGUGUGUGUGUGUGUGUGUGUGUGUGUGCACUUGCAUCUAUAUGUGUGUUAUGUGUGUAUGGAUGGGCAUGUAUGUGUGUGUGAGUGUGUAAGUGUGUACAUUAGCACAUCAUAAAUCAUUAAGCCAAUUGCCACCUGAGGCUCUGCAUUAUCAGAGAAAGUGGUGACCUUGGCAAACCAACAUCCACUCAUCUCACCAUGUGAUGUAUUCCUUGGUAUUCCCUUUCUGCCUUGUGUUUCCUGGUAUUCCCUCACUACCAGGUGGCUUUUAUUUACUUAAAUGUGCUUCUCAUCCUUGCCUCUCUUGGUCCUGUAUUGCAUCCCGUCUUGCCCAAUGAACCAUUCCAGAUUUCUUGGCUCUCUGUCUCUCUCAUACCACCAGCCACUCUUAAUGCAUUCCUUAAGAUCUUUUUUUUCUACUUCAAUCAUUAAAGACAUUCAUUACAUGUACUCUCAUAUUAUUGUGAUUGACUUGUUUGUGGUGUAGAGGUCACUGGUUAACCUUGGUGGAAUAUGUUACUGUGUAGUAGACAGUUUUUAAAAACAUAGUUAAGAUGAUUUUUAUUAAGAAUUUUGAGUCAUUAUGCUUACAAUGUAAUUGGUAGAAACCUGUUUUGUUGUUAUUAUGAUGUAAAUAUUAAUUUUAUUCUGCUGCUCAAGAAAAUAUUUAGUGUAAAGACAUUUACAUACCUGGAGUAUUAUAAGUUAUUUCCUUGGGCUCCUUCAGUUUAGUUUGCUGUCAUGUGUUUUAGUUUGUUUGUUGCAUCAAUACUCAACUCUUUUGUAGGUUUUGUUGUAGAUUUUCAAUUAGAAUUACACUUACAAAGUAUGAGUCAUAUCUUAAGCCAGGUGAAGUGUUAGUAUCAAUAUCAGUUAGUGUCAAGGAUAAGGAGUCAUCCUGCUCCAGCAACCUCACUAAUGGUUUAAGUUUCCUCUCUCCUCCUCAAGGCAUUAGAGUGCAUAUAUCAGCUCCUGCAAUGUAGAUGUGAAGUGUUGAACACACUCUACAAAAUACCUCAGCCAAGGAACACAGGCUUUGUGCUACUUGUCUUUUAGGAAUGCAGAGCUUUGUUGUUAAGCAACCAACACCAGACACACCCUCAGCAUUUAUUGUGUCCUGAACCACUGUUAACAAGAUACAACUGCACAAAAUAAUAAUUUACUUAGAGAAAAAAAUAAAAUAAAAUAAAAGCAGUCACUUCAGAUGUAAAAAUUCUUCAAAUGUGUCCUGUUAAAAAAUAAUAUACAGUAUAUCAAUCUCCUCUCCUGAGACUGCUGCACUACCUCCUCCCCUUCCAUCAUGUAACAUUCCUCCCAUAGCACCACUGUAGAAACAGUGGAUGCUGAGGAGGAUCCAAGGAAGCUGUUCUCAUACUUUGUCUCUGUGUGUUAACCCUUCUGGCUUCCUCUGCCUCCAUCUGGUAUUUCACAUCUCUAGUAAGAAGCUUAAUGUCCAGCCUAGUCAUAUGUGGCAGGUCUUGGGUGCUUGUGUGUUAUCUCUGGUCAGUGAUGCUGUCAUCUAUUCUCUGUCUCUUCAUCAUGGUUAAUUGGAUGCUUCUCUGCUAGAAUCUUUUGUCAGGACUUGUCUCUUUAAUAUGAACCAGCUCAUCUCUUAACUUCUUCCUUCCCUUCUUUUACAGUUAAAGAUAACUAUUGUUUGUAAACAGGCUAUCUAGUAGAUGUAUUAUUUCUCCAGGUCAGUGUAUUUGUUGUGCUUGAAAUUAUCAUUGUGCCAUGUUCCUUAUUGUUCAUGUGUUAUGUAUUAAUCUUAGUUUCUCCACUUCAAUGCUGUUGUCUUUUAUAACUCCUUACCUUCAUUCAUUCGAUACAUGUUAAGAAAAGGUCUGCUUCUUCUCAGACACUAUUCCUGCAUCUCUUCCCAUCCCUACCUGCUUCCCCUCAGUCAAGAGGUAAAGUACUUUACACUUUCCUCAAUUUCCUCAAAUCUUCUUGUUACAUAGAGAGGAUUCAGCUUCCUAAAUAGAAACAUUUGGAUUUGGGAAGAUGUGAAGCUAGAGGUGGUGCAAGCAAGAAACAUCAGAGAUUUUGAAACUAAGUUUGAUAGAGCCCUAUGUAGAAACAGGACAUUAUAAGUUUUGAUCUAAUCAUGUGUGCUACUAUAGAUAAAUACAUCAUGCUUUUUGGUUUGAGAAAGUGCAACAGUGCACUCUGCUAUCUUGAGCAUCCAUAUAGUCAUGGAAUGGUCAUCCUCACAACUGCUGCUUUAGUCAUGCAGUGUAUUUCCUAGGAAUGUUUAGUGGCAGACUUUGAACAAUGACGAAAAGCACACAGGUGCAUGGUGUGUGUGGGCUUCUUCAGUCUAUCUGGAGUGGGACGUGUGAAAUGACUGACUCUUGACAGGAGUGAAUCCAGUUUGUGCUGCCGUCACUCACAGACUUUUCAAUCAGGCCUGGCUGUGAUUACUUUAUUACUAAGUGAAAUAGGUGUCUGCUUAUCAUUUCUGUAAGGUUGAUGGUCCUUGUAUAAGUUCCUGUAUAAGAUCUUUAUUGAGAUCCAGCUAUUUAUUGGUUGUGAAUGUUGGUGUGUAGACAGCACAUGUGUAAGGUAACUUCCACUACCGUAUGGCUGAUGAUGACUGUAUGGAGAACGACUUUCUUAAUAGUAUUACCUUGGCAACCUAAAGUAAUUAAUGAUAGUGACUUGGAAGGAAGGAAGAAUUAGACAUUUUAGAUGAGGAUUAAAAUGUGAAUGACAUAUAAAGUGGAUUGUUGAGGAUGUGAAACCAUAACAUAAAUAAUGCAAAUGACAGAAGGAAGAUUAAAGCAUACCCAAGUCAAUAUGGGUAAUGAGGUGAUGACAAGUCAAGUUGUAUAUACGUAGCAGCAGAAAGUGUUGGUAGCUAGGUGGUCAGGAUGCAAGGGUGGGGCUGAGCUGAGCUGGAUUGGAUACAUGCUUGUGAUAUUUAUUUUGUGAUGUUCUUGUUUUGUUGUCUUUUGUAUCCUCCAUGCACAUGUGGUGUACUGUAGAAUGUUUUGGUUCAUGGUAUUCAAGUAACAACUCAGAAGCUGUCCAAGAACUAUCAAUGAGGUUCAGUGAAGAAGUCUGUGUGUGUGUGUGUGUGUGUGUGUGUGUGUGUGUGUGUGUGUGUGUGUGUGUGUGUGUCUGUACCUGAUUGGUGUCUGGUGCUGUCCUCAUCCAGACAUCAGCAGCUGCUCCAGGAUAGACUGGAGGACUCUGAGGUUGUGCUUAAGUAGAAAUUUAUAAACAGUAUUUUCCACAUGAGCAGCAACAUUCCUGCUGUGAUGCCUGUACAUGUUUCUUAAGGUGACUAACUGCUGUUACCAGUAUUUAUGAUAAUGUAGACAAAUUGUAUACAGUAGUAGGUUAGUGCACAUUUUGUUUGCAAGUUUUCGUUUCAUUUUAGUUGAGCGCAAAUCAUAUGUUGCAAGGUGUGACAUUUUACCUUGUUAGCUCAGAAAGGCUCCAACCUCUCCACAAUCUAUCUGAUAACAGUGUACUUCAGGGAUGGCUUGCAUAUUCAUUUUCUCUCUGGUCAUCCUGCAUUUACUUGUUUUCUUAGAAUGAUUUCUACACUUAUAAAUUCAAGUUUUAUGCAUCAUGUGAUACAAGGAGUUUUGAUAGCACCCAGUGUGUGGCUGUUGGGGAGUGUACGAUGUGUUGGGGCUGAUCUCAAGCUUUAGGUUUUGUCAUGGUAAUGUUCUGCAAGUUUUAAAAAAUUUGUCAUCUGAUGUGUCUCAUAGUGUAAAACUUCCUUAUUGGUCUAAAUGUUGAUUUCCAGAAUUUUUUGACAAAAAUCCAAGCUAAAAUAUGCUCCCUGAAGGCUAAGCUGCUUAGGUUGGCACAUUUUCAAUUCAUCAAAACUUCAAAAUUCUUAAAAAUACUCCCCUGAGUUAGGUCACAAUUUUCCUGUUGUUUUUUGUGAUGCUGUGUGAUACAGCUUGUCAAAGUGCACCAAGUUUAUUCAUGAUGCAGUGAAAAUUAUCUUGUCAUUUCAUGGAGAAUAUUCAGUCAAAACUAUCAUUAACUGUCAAGGCAGUCUUUAUAGUGUACGAUUCUGUAAUGCCUAUUCAAAAUAAAUUAUUACUCUCCUAUACAUACAUAACAAAUGUCCAUGUUCAUAUGUGUACAGAAUAGAUGUAGGUUUCUGUGUAAACAUUGUAUUUUUGGAAACAAAAAGCCUGUCUUUGUGAUUUUAAGAUGAAUCUCAGAGCAUUUUUAGUAACUCAAAUAAGUAUGGCAUUUGAUUGUAAUAGUAGAAGAAUUUCCCUGAAUGGAUUAAGUGAAUACUUCCAAAAGUUUACAAAGAGUGUGUUCAUUUCCUGCUGGCUGAGAGGCUCAACUUGAUGGAAUGUCUUAGCCCAUCACCAGCCAGAUUUUCCCCAACAAGCAACAAUCACCUUGGACAAAAACUUGGCUAAGUGUAGUGUGGACUUUGCAGGAAAUGGUACAAGUGUGUUCUUUUACUUUGAAAGUAUAAACAGAGCAACAUAAAAUACUUCUACUCUA